CCACACACACGCACUCUCUCUCUCUCUCUCUCUCUCUCUCAGUCUACUACUUUCUUCAACGCUCUCUCUUUACCCACUCUGUAUUCAACUCUUCUUCCACCCAAAACUCCAAAGAAAAGUCCCACUAAACAUUCCCAAAAAUCCCACUGAUCAUUCGAUUCCUACUAAUAGUAGCUCGGUUCCCCUUGUUGGUCUCAUGUCCUCUCUGUGAAUCUAUCGACGAAUCCAUAGCCUUUGUUUCAACUCUUUUUUUUUUCCUUUCAAUCCCAACUUUUUAAGCUCCUUUUUAGUCCGAUUUCCAGAGUUGGACAUCGCUUUUUAUGGUUUCCAAUGCGAACAUCAGCGAGAUGGAUCGCAGCCUGAGUAUGUCCUAUCCGAUCAAAUUCACCGAGCACCGGACCGUCACAAAGAAGCUCACCAAGCUUAGAAACCCCUCCAAUGGCCUCAAACACAAUUCCGAAACGCCCAGAGUCGUCCGGCUAUCGGUUACUGAUCCCGAUGCUACUGACUCGUCCAGCGACGAAGAAGAAGAGCUAUUUCCCCGACGAAAACGAGUCAAAAAGUUCGUGAACGAGAUUCUCAUUGAACCCACUUGUAAAAAUAAUGUUACUGGUGCUACUAGUGUCAAGAAAAAGAAAGAAGCGGCUAAGGCGAGAAGGAGUUCGCCGGUGGGCAAUGGCCGGAAGUUCAGAGGAGUCCGGCAGCGGCCGUGGGGGAAGUGGGCGGCGGAGAUCCGGGAUCCGGCCCGGCGGGUCCGGCUCUGGCUGGGUACCUACGACACGGCGGAGGAGGCCGCCGUGGUUUACGACAACGCCGCCAUUAAACUCCGCGGCCCGGACGCUUUAACCAACUUCAUCACCCCGCCGGCGAGAGACUCCGACCCGGAAACCAACCCGAAGACGCCUGUUUCCGGGUACGAGUCCAGCGACGAGUCCAACAACCUACCUUCUCCGAUCUCAGUGCUCCGGUUCAGGACCCGGUCCAGCGAGGAAGCUGAAUCUCUGAACCGGUCUAAAUCGGCCCCAGAAAUCCACGAGUGCUUCUCGGUUCAAGUUCCUGAACCCGGUCCACAACCGAUUCAAGCAGUUGAAGACUAUUUGCCGAUGGACAUUCCGUUCAUAGACGACUUCUUUAACUUCGAGUCACCCGAGCCAAUACAGUUCGAUGAUGUGCCGGCUCUACCUGAUCAUAGCUUCAGCGCCGAUUUCGGCGACGCAUUCGUUGAUUUUGAGCCAUCAUCGGGUUGCCAAAUCGAUGAUUACUUCGAAGACCUUUGCGGAGAUUUCUUUUCUACGGAUCCGCUCAUGGCACUAUGAUGGUUCCUCGGAGCUUCCCCGCCGUCCGAUUGCCGAGUAUUCGGCAAAUUUUGCAUCAAAGGCGGCAAAAAGUCGGCUUCUUUUAUGGGGUGGAAUUUAUGUCACAUUGUUCUUCUUCUUUUUCCUUUAUGAAUAAGACUUAAGACUUGUAAGAGUAUAAGAUCUUGACGAGGCAAUUUUGUAUUACGUAAUUUAUUUUAUUAUUAUAUUCGUGCUAUUAAUUAAUUGAGAUUAUGAUGAAAAAUUCAGCGGCAA
Diospyros lotus (date-plum) is the source of this 1571-nucleotide messenger RNA. RefSeq names its product ethylene-responsive transcription factor CRF4-like. The coding region runs from base 321 to 1316 and encodes 331 amino acids. The record is from RefSeq and is a predicted model, not a curated record. Lineage: Eukaryota; Viridiplantae; Streptophyta; Magnoliopsida; Ericales; Ebenaceae. Gene Ontology annotation, molecular function: DNA binding; DNA-binding transcription factor activity. Gene Ontology annotation, biological process: regulation of DNA-templated transcription. The transcript has a single exon.